UUCUUCUUAGAGUAUGUCACAGAGCAUACCCUAUGUUUUGUGGUUAUGUUUACAUUAACGUGUAUACAACUUCUGUGGCGUAAGGUCUCUCAUAAAUAAAAAUUGUACAAUUUUAAAAAUGCGACUCUGUUUUAUUGAGAUAAGAAUACAUUAGUUUUAAUUGUCUAAUAGAAACGCUGCUACGAAACGAUCAAUUAUCAAGCAAUAAAGUUUAAUUUCUUGAGUUGUCUCAAAUUUGAUUAAUUUAGUUAUACUCACAGCUAUUCAGAGGAAUGAGUUUUGAACCAAAACUUAAAAAUUGGGCUCCAUGUGCGAACCUUUUUUCAGAAUCGAAGACAAAUAACUAUGCUAUUCUUAUAUUAAAUACACCAAUUAACUUUAGCUUUAACCCAAGUUUUGUGGUUAGAUUAUGGAAACAAGCUAAAGUUAGAGUUACAGUAGACGGUGGAACAGAAAGGUGGUUAACAUGGUUGACAAUGAAUAAAGAAGAGUUCAAAGACAUACCACAUCCAGACCUAAUCACUGGAGAUAUGGAUUCAAUAAAUCCAGUGGUAUUGGACUAUUUUAAACAGAUAAAAACAACAGAAAUAGUUACUACUCCAGAUCAAAAUGAAAUAGAUUUUUUGAAGGCUUUGAAAGAGCUAUUGACCUACUGCGGUGCACACUCAAUGAAGUUGGAUACAAUCUAUGUGCUUGCUGAUACUUGCGGUAGAUUAGAUCAAGUAAUGGCAAAUCUUAAUGUACUGUACAAAGCCAAAUAUUUUUGGAAUGAUGUUGAUAUUUUCCAAAUAGCAUCUUCAUCUUUAAGCUGGUUAUUAGAUGAAGGAAUUCAUGAAAUACAUUUACCUCAAGAUUUAAUAAAUAGUGAAGAUUGGUGUGCUCUUUUACCAAUUGGAACACCCAGUAUCGUUACCACAACAGGGUUAAAAUGGAACCUAGACAACACGACUCUUGAAUUUGGUGGUUUAAUUAGUACUUCAAAUACAUAUGGUGGUUCUACAUCAAUAUCUAUUAAAAACAGUUCUCCGUUAAUAUGGUCUAUGAGUAUAGAAUCUCUUUUAUAGCACAAAGUACUUUUAUUUAGCAAAUUUUUAUAUGUAAUAGUAUAUACUGGUUAAUGAGAAGACAAAUGCCAAAGAGAAUAUGACAAUUAGAAAAAAUUUAUGGUAUAUUUAUGUAUAGAUAUUCUAUAUAAUUUUUAGUUAAAUGAAAAUGAUCUUUGUAGAAUCGGUAACUAAUUCCACAAUAAAAAUUUCAUUCCUAUUUUAAAAAAUUUAAAAAUUUAUUGUAAUAAUAAUAUUUAUUUGACAGGAGACCUUAAGUUGAUAUUUUGAUAGUUUGUUAUAUAAGAGCACAUUUUAACAUUCCUACUAAAGAAUUGCAAAAAUAUAUUCAUUAGCUUCUUUAAGUGGCCUUGACAAAAUAUUCAAAACCAAAUUUCUUUUACUCCUUGGCUUUGGACAAAUCUGCAUGAUUUACAUAUCGAAACCAUCACUUCUGAAAAAAUGUUUAGUUUAUAUAGUUUUAGAAAGAUAAAUAAGUUUCUUAUUAGUAGAUUCUUCAUGGUUUUGCUAUUGAGCACAAUAAUUUUGUUUUAUAUCUACUUGAAACAAUAAAAUUGAGAAUAAAAA
Molecule: messenger RNA, 1631 nt
Organism: Diorhabda sublineata
Lineage: Eukaryota; Metazoa; Arthropoda; Insecta; Coleoptera; Chrysomelidae
Product: thiamin pyrophosphokinase 1
Exons: 4
Coding region: 273-1064 (263 amino acids)
Biological process (GO): thiamine diphosphate biosynthetic process; thiamine metabolic process
Molecular function (GO): thiamine binding; ATP binding; thiamine diphosphokinase activity
Source: RefSeq, a predicted model, not a curated record